GAAACCCUACUUGUGAUUCGUCCAAAGUAGACCAAAGCCCCGGUGAGCUGAAUGGAGAGCGAGAUGUGAGCCCUGUUCAUGCUCAGAGCCUCGUUUCCAGUAAGCUUACAACGGAACACCCCAAUCUAUUUCCAUUGUGUUUAAAUCACCAGGAUGACUGGCAUGGUGCUGGGAGUGGGUGCUGGUGUGUUCCUUCUUGCUCUGAUCUGGGUGUUGGUGCUGCUGCUGUGUGUGCUGUUAUCCAGAGCCUCUGGGAUAGCUAGGUUCUCCAUUGUCUUCGUCUUCCUUGGUGCUCUGAUCAUUACUGCAGUUCUGUUGCUUUUCCCUCGAGCCAGUGAAUUCCCAGCCCCAGAGGUGGAAAUGAAGAUUGUGGAUGCCUUUUUCAUUGGCCGCUAUGUCCUACUGGCUUUCCUCAGUGCUGUCUUUCUUGGCGGCCUCUUCUUGAUUCUUACUCAACAUGUGCUGGAACCAAUCUAUGCCAAACCACUGCGGUCCUGCUGAGUGCGGUAAUGGAAACCUGGGAGGUUUUGAUGUCCUGGAUGAGCACAGAGGCACGCUCUGGAGCCUUGAUGACAGCCUUCAUGUCUUCAGACCAGUGGAGUGUCCGUUUGUCACUAAGACAAACCUCUUGAGACCCAACUUUCAGAAACUCAGCAGCAAAGCAGACUCCGUGGACGGAGGUUGUCACUGUCUGAAGACUGAUAUAACUGUUUGUCCAGUACCCAUACUGCAGGAUUCCUGUCUGUUUUGAGUGGAAAGUGGUAACUAUGAUCUGCUUGGGGUAGCUGUUCAGUCAAGCUAUCAGUAGUAGAUCAGUAGAUCAGUAGUAGAUCUGAGAAGAAGGAGGUUGAGGCUCUGUUGAUCAACAGAAGAGCCUGGUCCCUGUUGAUAACGUCUAAGUUAUAAGUUCUUUUUUUUUUUUAAUACUUAUUUAUUAUGUGUACAAUAUUCUGUCUGUGUGUAUUUCUGGAGGCCAGAAGAGGGCACCAGACCCCAUUACAGAUGGUUGUGAGCCACCAUGUGGUUGCUGGGAGUUGAACUCAGGACCUUUGGAAGAGCAGGCAAUACUCUUAACCUCUGAGCCAUCUCUCCAGCCCCAAGUUAUAAGUUCUUAGUUGAAUACUUGGAACCAUUUGAAGGAGAAAGACACUCAGACACAAAGGCUGCUUUACCAUGAUGGCUUGGAAGUUUUGCCAGGCAGAGGUUGUUGACCACUCCUUAUGUAAUUCCACAGAGCUCUAUAAAAGCAGUGAGUGGCAUUUGCCUGAGUCCUAAUAAAGCAAUAAACAAUGACCACAGGGCUUUCUCUUCAAACUCCUGCCUACAGCUUUUGUAUAUUUACAUUUUGAGUUUGCUUAGAGAUUAGGAGAGAGAGAGAGAUACGGGAAUGUUAGGUGUCUCCCUGCUGCAUUCUUGGGUCUUCUUCUCCCAGGGUUUGGUGGCCUCUCAAUGCCUAAUUUAAGUAUUUAGUAUCACGUAAGAGUCCUCAAGCCGGGUGCUGGUGGCUCACGCCUUUAAUCCCAGCACUUGAGAGGCAGAGGCAGGUGAAUCUCUGUGAGUUCAAAGCCAGCGUGGUCUACAGAGUAAGUUCCAGGACAGACUCCAAAGCUACACGGAGAAACCCUGUCCCAAAAAACAAAAACACAAACACAAACAAACAAAGAGAGUCCUCUUUGAGCUUUGGCCUUUUUCCUUUGGCAGUACUGGGAAUUGAACCUAGGGUUUCACACAUGAUAGGAAGUAUUCUACCAUCCUAUCCCUCAAUUCACUUUUUAUCUUGAAGAACAAUUGUACUAGCUUGUCCAGGCUGGCCUUGAACUUUCCCUGUGUACCAGAGAGGUUUUGAACUUGCUGUCCUGCCUUAGUUUGCCAAGUAGCUGAGGUUUUAGGCCUGAACCAUCGGGCCUGGCUCUUUUAUCUUGUUCAUCAAUUGGUUACUUGGUUGGUUCUUUGAGGCAGGGUCUCACUAGGGAUCCUGGGCUGGCUUGAAAGCCAUUUUGAGUACUGGAAUUGCAGUCGUGCCCAAACAUGCCUACCUCUCUGUUUUCAUCUUGGGGAUUCUUUCUCCAAGGUUAGCAAGGAAUGUAUAUUCUCAGCAUUAUAACUUUGCAUUUGUCUAAUUUCCCAGAUCAAUAAAAUUUGUCACUAAAUGGG
Molecule: messenger RNA, 2154 nt
Organism: Arvicola amphibius (Eurasian water vole)
Lineage: Eukaryota; Metazoa; Chordata; Mammalia; Rodentia; Cricetidae
Gene: Tmem218
Product: transmembrane protein 218
Exons: 5
Coding region: 154-501 (115 amino acids)
Source: RefSeq, a predicted model, not a curated record